GUUUUCGAACACAGCUGUACGAACACUUGCGGCAAGGCGUGUGGAUGGCAAAUGCUAUAAAUUUAUUCGACGCUCGCCCUCAGUGCGCAGUGUUUUAAUUGCCUUCGAACGAAAUGGCUGCUAAAUUCGCGUUUGUACUGCUCGCCGGCCUGCUCGCCUUCCAGGCGGUGUGCGCCGAGUCCUCGUCCGAGGACAGCAGCAGCGCCAGCAGCGAAGAGCAGAACCAGCUGGCCAACAGGUGGCCUUCCCUUGGACGCUUGUUCAGCUCCAACAACAGGAACACCCAGCAGCAGCAGCAGCAGCAGCAGCGGGGCAACCAGGGUAGGGGUGCCAGCUUCGGCUGGACCGCCAGCAGCGCCAGGAACGGCCAGCAGGAGCAGCAGGGCAGCAGCAAGAACGCCCCUCAGCAAGCCAGUCUGAGCGUCAACGUCAACGGCAGGAACGCCCAGCAGCAGCAGCAGGGCAGCAGCCGGAACCCUCAGCAAGCCAGUCUCAGCGUGAACGCCAAUGGCAGGAGCGGCCCCCAGCAGCAGCAGGGAGGAAACAAGAACGCGCAACUGCAGGUGCAGGGAGGUAACAGGAACGCCCCUCAGCAGCAGAAGCAGCAGCAGCAGCAGGGAGGCAACAGGGGCGCCCAGCUGCAGGUGCAGUCUAAGAACAGCCAACAGCAGGCUAAGCCACAGCAGGAGAAGAGCGUUGCCCAGCAGAAGAACUCUACCCUCACCGACGUGCUGACUCUCAAGAGCCUGCACUGCGCCAGCGCCAGCGCAAACAAGAUCAAUGAGGCCAGCCGCAAGAUCUCCGGCAACCUGAAGGGUCUGCUUCUGAUCCGCGCGUCCGAGGCCUCCAAGACUUCCGGCUCUUCCUCCUCCGACAUCAAGGAGGGCCCGUGGGCCGCCGCCCAGGCAGAGCUCGCCAUUGCCGCCCAGCUCGCCGAGAAGGCCUCCGCCAGCCUGGAGAAGCUCCUCCAGGGUGCUGAGUCCAGCGAAGAGUCCUCCUCUUCUUCCUCCUCCUCUUCCUCCUCUUCCAGCAGCUCCAGCAGCGAGGAGGCCAGCGAGCAGAAGUCCGAGGACGUAGACGUUGACGGCGACGUCGACAUCAGCGAGGACGCCUACUAUGAUUGGUAGAGAGUUGGAGUGUGGACCCACAUUGAUGCCUGGAGACACCUGCAGUCCCUCCUAUGACGUGAUUGCUGUCCCCUGGCAUUGGCACUUGAGAAAGGCACCGGUGCUUAGUAGUUCAUGAUACAGUAGUACACAAUGAGAGGUGCAAAACAACCAUCACUGUUAUCGGCAACCGGAAUAAAACAACAAAUUAUAAGGA
Molecule: messenger RNA, 1323 nt
Organism: Frankliniella occidentalis (western flower thrips)
Lineage: Eukaryota; Metazoa; Arthropoda; Insecta; Thysanoptera; Thripidae
Exons: 2
Coding region: 114-1127 (337 amino acids)
Source: RefSeq, a predicted model, not a curated record